AUGGCUACCCCUAGUGUCCUAGCCUUUGACGCUGAGGAUCGGGCCAUUGACUUUGAGGUCUGGGUAGACGACCUGCAGCUGUUCUUACAGUGCGAUAGGGCAGACGGCCUCUCUCUCUUUGACCUUACCUCUGGCGCUUCCCCUGCCCCUGCUGCUGAUGCUGACGCCACUGUUUGCUCCCAGUGGGCCACGCGCGACGCUGCUGCACGUCUUGCUGUGCGUCGCCACCUCCCUACCUCCAAGCGUGCGCACUUUAGUCAGUACAAGAGUGCUCAGACCCUGUACGACGCUGUAGUCGCGCGCUACUCCUCCCCUGCCACUGCUGCACUGAGUCUCACUCGCCUUCCUGACUCCCUUCGAGUAGUCAGGGACCACUUUCUCUCAGUCUGUCCCACCACACUCACUGUCGACCUCCUCGAGAAGGCCCUCUUAGCAGCGGAGAAGAGUAUAGUCGCUGUAGGAGCCUCUCGAGGUGACCCGCGCACCCCCAUCUUUGAGGGGUGUUCCCCCUCCCCCCUGCUGCCCUCUGUUGCCUCUGCUGCUACGGCCGACCUCCUUGGUCUUGAGUCGGUCGGAGCGGCGUCUGCCCCUAGCAGGAGACGCCGCCCUGGCAAGGGCAAGGGGGGCAAGGGAGCUGGAGGAGCGGGCGGUGGAGGUGGAGGUGGAGGCGGUGGGGGUAGUGGGGGUGGCGGUGGGAGUGGAGGUGGGGGUGGGGGGGUCGGUGGCGGCAGUGGAGGCGGAGGCGGCGGCGGCGGUGGCGGUGGGAGCGGAGGUGGCGGAGGAGGCGGCGGUGGAGGCGGCGGUGGAGGCGGCGGCAGUAGCGGAGGCGGCGGAGGCAGUGGGGGUGGCGGUGGAGCUGGUCGCGGGUCUUCGCAGAGGAGUGGCUCCGGUAGUGGCGCGCGCCAGCAGCAGGAGCGCGGUCGUGAGACCCUGUCCCCUCAGCAGCUCCGGGAGUGGUACACUGCACGCCAGCGGGGUGGGGGUUUUGGUUCGUGCACCUACAUCCUGCGCACCGGCGACCGUGCGGGUGAGCAGUGUGGGGGCCCGCACCCCACCCAGCGCUGCUUUGGCCGCCUGACGGACGCGUGGCGUCAUCAGUUCCCGGAGGACUCAGAGAUUCCUCGCUGGGGGGAGCUGUCUAGGGCGGGUGUUGCCAUCUUUGAUCUUGACUUUGAUGCUAUUCUCUUUGUCAUGUAUGCUGUGUCUCAUAGUGAUGAGGGUGACUGCUACCGCUGUUUCCCGCCCGAUCCGGGCAUUGAGGCUGUUGCCCUAGAUGCUUGCGACGCUGCUGCUCUAGGUGCUAGUGUGUCUGCGUCCUCAGGUACUGAUGAGUCUGCGCUCUCAGGUACUACGUCGGCUUCGGCCUCCCUCACCUUCACCCUUGACUCUGGGGCGUCUUGCUCCUUCUUUCAGGACCGCACCACACUCAUGCCGCUUAGUCGGCCGGUUGCGGUGUCUUUGGCUGACCCCUCCGGGGGUCCUGUGCUGUUUCGCUUCUCCACAGUCCUCCCGUGUCCGGCGGCUCCCUCUGGCACCUUGUCUGGUCUCUACCUCCCCUUGUUCUCGAUGAACGUGGUGAGUGGUGCUGACCUACAGGAUGGGGGAGUACACCAGUUCACUCCUGCGCGUCAGCGGGUGACGCAUUGUACAGAGGCUAGCACAGGCCGGCACCUGGCUACGUUUACCCGUCAGCCGGGGUCGAGCCUGUACACACUGACCACUGCGUCUCCUCCCGUUACUGAGUCUGGUAGAGUCGCUUCGUCCAGUCAGGUGUUUGCUGCAACGUCUAGGUCUGGUCCUGAGUCUGCCCCCUGUUCGUGUCGUCUCUUGUCUUAUGAGACUCUCCUCUGGCACCACCGUCUUGGUCACCCCUCUCUGCUUCGGCUCAGAGGCAUGGCCUCCCGUCUUCUUGUGUCUGGUCUCCCCCGGUCCCUCCCUUCCCUUCCUCACGGCCCUGGCCCUGCCUGUGUCCCCUGUGUCGAGGGGCGCCAGCGGGCCGCCCCUCACUCCUCCCAGUUUCCUCCGACAGAGGCCCCGUUUCAGACGCUUCACAUGGGUGUGUGGGGCCCAGCCCGCGUCCGUGGACAGGGUCACGAGCGCUACUUCCUGCUCGUUGUUGACGACUACUCGUGUUACACCACGGUCUUCCCCUUGCGCAGCAAGGGUGAUGUCACUGAGGUGCUGAUCGACUGGAUCCGUGCGGCUCGUCUCCAGCUCAGGCGGAGCUUUGGCUCGGACUUCCCUGUUCUGCGUCUGCACUCGGACAGAGGCGGAGAGUUUUCCUCUGGCCUACUGCGAGCCUACUGUCGCGCACGAGGCAUCCGUCAGACCUUUACGCUUUCGGACUCACCGCAGCAAAAUGGGAUUGCUGAGCGCCGCAUUGGCAUGGUCAUGGACGUCGCUCGUACGUCUAUGAUGCAUGCGGCUGCCCCCCAUUUUCUGUGGCCGUUUGCGGUCAGGUACGCGGCGCAUCAAAUCAACCUCCACCCCAGGGUCUCCAGGCCGGAGACCUCCCCAGCCUUACUGUGGACGGGGAAGGUUGGCGAUGCGUCGGCGUUCCGGGACGUCACGUUUGACGAGUCGGUCCCCUACUACCGCCUCUUCCCCUACCGCACUCCGUCCCUCCCCCCACCCCCGCUCUUCCUUGUACCAGGUCCCCCCCAGGUAGACUCCCUCCCCCCUCAGGGUCCUGCCCCUUCUGGUUUGUCCCAGGUAGACGCAGUCGAGCCUGUCGAGGUCACUGGUGAUUCUGGUUCUGCUGGGGGUGCUGAGCCUGGGGGUGCUGGACCUGGGGGUGCGGAGUCUGGGGGUGCUGAGCCUGGGGGUACUGCGUCUGGGGUUGCUGAGCCUGGGGGUACUGCGCCUGGGGGUGCUGAGCCUGAGGGUGCUGAGCUUGGGGGUGCUACGCCUCGGGGUGCUGAGCCUGGAGGUGCUACGCCUGGGGGUGCUGAGAGUGGAGGUGCUCCGCCUGGAGGUUCUCCAGGUGCUUCUUCUCGCCGGGAGCCACUCUCUCCACAGGAGCUGCGCGAGUGGUUUGCCCGGCACUGGCGCCGUACUGCUGGUGCUGGAGGUUCUUCGGCUGCUGAGGGUGCUGCGGUCGCGGGUCCCGGAGGUGCUCGUACUGGGAGUACUAGAGCUGCUGGGCCUACGGGUUCGACUGGAGCUGGUGCUGCUGAGGGAGUUGGCGCAGAGACUACCGCUGGCGGUCCUGCUGGGGGUGCUCCUGGUGCUGCUGGAGGUGCUGCUGGAGCGGGUGCUCCUGCUGAGGGUACUCGUGCUGUCCCUUCUGCUUCUGGCGUCGUCACGCGGCCUCGACCGUACUUUGUUCCACUCCUGCAGCAGGUUCUUGGUCUUCCUCCUUCUACUGGUCCUCCUCCUCCCUUAGAGUGUCCACAGCCUGUCCCGUCACAGUCACAGCUCCAGCCUGCCUCCCCUCUGCCUGCUCCUUCUCCCUACGCUGGUCCUACUGGAGGUCUUACUGAGCGUCGUGAGCCUGCGUUUCGUCCUACGUCGCCUGUUAGAGCUGCUCGCGCUAGUGGUCGCGGUUCGCGCCAGCGUCCUCCUCCUGUCCCUGGCACGCACCGGAUGUCUCUGCGUCCGUCUACUGCUCCUCUGCGUGCCCCUUUGCCUUCCCCUCCUUAG
Closterium sp. NIES-65 is the source of this 3642-nucleotide messenger RNA. The record is from the annotation of a GenBank genome assembly. NCBI's taxonomy places the organism in Eukaryota, Viridiplantae, Streptophyta, Zygnematophyceae, Desmidiales, Closteriaceae.